This is a messenger RNA of Atta colombica, 585 nucleotides long. RefSeq names its product coiled-coil domain-containing protein 115-like. The record is from RefSeq and is a predicted model, not a curated record. Gene Ontology annotation, cellular component: extrinsic component of endoplasmic reticulum membrane. Lineage: Eukaryota; Metazoa; Arthropoda; Insecta; Hymenoptera; Formicidae. Gene Ontology annotation, biological process: vacuolar proton-transporting V-type ATPase complex assembly. Bases 85 to 585 code for a protein of 166 amino acids. The transcript is spliced from 2 exons.
AAUAUUUUUAAAUAAUAAUCAAUAUAAAAUUUCAUCGUGCAUAUACUGUUAAAAAUUUUUGUGGCGAUAAUUAUCGAUUACAGUAUGAGUAAAAACGUAGAUGUUUUAUCGGAAGAGAUUGAUGAAUUAAUGUUACGUAAAUUAGAAUUAAUAGAAGAAAAAGUUCAUGGAAAUAUUCAAAUGGAAACAUUGCUGAAGGAUGGCCACAUUGAGCUGGCAAAAGCAAAAUAUAUUCGUGGAAAGGAAAAUAUCAGUAUGUUACAAGUUCCAAAUAAUGAAGAUACAGUGACAUCCUUGUUUGAUUUAGAGACUAAAACAAUAAAUGAAGAUAAUGAUAUGACUGAGCCAUGUUUUGACAUCAGUUUUAAAAAAUUAAGCGAUGACGCAGAUGGACCGAAAGAUCCUAUAAAAUGGUUUGGUGUAUUGGUUCCACAAAACUUGAAAAACAGUCAGAAGCGUUUUCAGGAAUCCAUCUAUCUUGCUGCAAAGAUAGCAAAUACACAGGCAGAGCUUAUUUCCGUACUCUCCAAGCUUAAAACAUUAUGUAUUGAAAAAGAUAGUUCAUGUUCUCCAAAUGAUAUUUAA